AUGAUGAUGAUGAUCUCCUCUCUGGGCUCGUGUUGAUUAUUAAACGGGUCAACUAGCGCGUGCACGCUGCUGUCAGCUGUAAUCAGCUGAUGUGAGGAAAAUGAAACUUAAGGAAACACAGAGCGGAGGAGGCGCAGUUAGAAAUCCGCACUCCGCAGCGCACUCACACCCAGGAUGGGGGUUCAGGGUCUGGCCACCUUCUUAGACAACCACCGGAAGGUUUACCGGGACGUCCGGUUCGGCAGGAGCCGGCUGGUGAUCGAUGGAUGCAACCUGAACUACCUGCUGUACUUUGAGUCAGGUCUGGACCAGAAUCACGGCGGGGAGUAUGCUGCCUAUGAAAGCCUGAUUGAGAGGUUCAUCACAGCCCUCAGAACCUGCGAGGUCGAUCCCUACGUGGUGCUGGACGGAGGCUCGGACCACACCGACAAGAAGCUCGAAACUGUGACACAAAGGGCCGAGCAGCGGAUCGAAAGAGCCCAUCGAGCAGCAAAGGACGGGGGGAAGGAAAACGUCCUGCCAAUUAUGACCAAGUGGGUGUUCAGACAAACGCUGACCCGGCUGAAGGUCCCGGUCGCCCAGUGCUUUGGCGAGGCCGACCGGGAGAUAGCCGCCCUGGCUGAUAAGUGGCAGUGCCCAGUGCUUUCUAACGACAGCGACUUCUACAUCUUCAACCUCUCAGCGGGGUUGUUGCCCAUCUCUUACUUCCAGUGGCAGGAUGUAAAUGGGAAUGGCUCAAAGAGCUACAUCCCUUGUAAGAGAUACUAUACCUCCAGCUUCUGCAUCUACUUCGAAAUCCAAUGCCAGCUCCUGCCCACCUUCGCUGCCCUGGCUGGGAAUGACUACGUGAAGCUGCAGAAGUUUAUCUGGAGUCAGUUUGCCCCAGUCGCCAGUAAGCCUCAGAGCCGCCUGGAAGGCCUGCUGUGCUGGCUGAAGGACUUUGAGGAGCCGGAGGACGCUUUGAAGGCAGCAGUGGAGCUGAUGGGAGGAAAGAGCCGCAAGAACAAGGAGAACAUGAAGAAGAUGCUGCAGAGUUUGUCUGUGGGGAUGGAAGAAUACAAACUGCCUCGCAGCUCGCUGAUGGAGUUCUUCAUCCAUGGGGUCAUUCCUCUGUUCCUAGUUGAGGAGUUCAUGGGUCGCAUCCCAGAUUGGAUGCAGCUGCGUGUGAUGCAGGCCUGGCUGCCCGGGGACACCCUGGAUGUACUGCUGCUUCACAGGCUGAGCCUCAGCACCCCCGUGGACCACAAAGACCUGCCCAGUGUUAACCUGACCUCCAGACCUCUCCGCCAGGUGAUGUACGGGCUGGUGCUGGGCAAAGAGACGUCAUAUAAGGUGGAGGAGAGAGACAGAGAGGGCCUCCAGCUUAAAUUCAUCCGAAUCAAACCAACCUUCAGUCGAGUGGCUCAGCGGCUCCAGCUGAACUCGUUGCAUGAGGCGGAGCUCUCUGAACGUCUGCAGGUCUUACUUGAGGCUCUCGGGUGA
Oreochromis niloticus (Nile tilapia) is the source of this 1482-nucleotide messenger RNA. RefSeq names its product protein asteroid homolog 1. The record is from RefSeq and is a predicted model, not a curated record. NCBI's taxonomy places the organism in Eukaryota, Metazoa, Chordata, Actinopteri, Cichliformes, Cichlidae. Gene Ontology annotation, molecular function: nuclease activity. The coding region runs from base 175 to 1482 and encodes 435 amino acids. The transcript has 4 exons.